This is a messenger RNA of Thyridium curvatum, 3564 nucleotides long. RefSeq lists its product as uncharacterized. Gene Ontology annotation, molecular function: protein binding; ADP binding. The transcript has 3 exons. Gene Ontology annotation, biological process: arachidonate metabolic process. The record is from RefSeq and is a predicted model, not a curated record. Bases 1 to 3564 code for a protein of 1187 amino acids. Lineage: Eukaryota; Fungi; Ascomycota; Sordariomycetes; Thyridiales; Thyridiaceae. Gene Ontology annotation, cellular component: membrane.
AUGGGUCCUGCCCGCAAUGAAGACCCGAUCAAUAUCCUGUCCCUUGAUGGGGGAGGAAUCAGGGGCGUUUCCGAGCUUGUCAUACUCCAUGAUAUCAUGCUAGCCAUCAAGGAGCGAGACAAGUUGGAGUAUCUACCCAAGCCAUGCGAUUAUUUCGAUCUCAUUGCCGGAACAAGUACUGGCGGUCUCGUAGCAAUCAUGUUGGGAAGGCUCAAAAUGACCACUACAGAAGCCCUCGACGAGUACGACAACUUUGCGAAGAAUAUAUUUUCAUUCAGAAACAGGAGAGUCGAUGUCAAGAUCAAAUUUGGCGACAAGGCGCUCCAACGGGCCGUGGAGAGCAUCGUAUCAAAGAGAGGCAGCGAUGACAUUAUGCUGGAUCCUCAUGGUUCCUCGGAGCGCUGCAAGACUUUUGUCUGCGCCAUGCCUACUCUCAACCAGGGUGAUCCGAUCCUCUUUCGCUCCUACGAUAUUGAGGGCUACCCGUUCCGGACAUGCAAAAUCUGGGAAGCCGCUCGAGCCACAAGCGCAGCCCCUCACUACUUCAAGCAGAUGAGCAUCAAGUCGGAUCUAGACACUGUCGAGUAUUUCAUUGACGCAGCGAUCGGCUGCAACAACCCGGCGGCUGUAGCCCUCAAGGAGGCCAGUGAGAUCUUCAACAAGUCGCGCCGCAUCGGUUGUAUUGUGAGCCUUGGAACUGGUACCAAGAGCAAGAAUUUGGAGCAGUCGUCGAUGUUGAUCAAGUAUGGAAUCCGACUUUUCAACUUGCUCAAGGAGUCAACCUGUGACACAGAGACAGUCCACAGGAGGUUCAAGUCAGACUUUACGGACUUCCCACACACUUACUUCCGCUUCAACGUACCCGGAGGUGCAGAGGAUAUCAGCCUGGGAGAAUGGAGGAAGAUUCCCAUGCUUAAGGCAAUGACAACACGAUAUCUCGAGGUCGCUGCGAAAGAGGAGGUGCUCAAGGCCGCAGAUGUUCUGCGAAAACACGACAGCGAGGGAAUUACCUUGGGUCAAGCAUGCGACUUCGACAAGGGACAACUCAUCCUAUCGGACAGGGUUGCGUGCCCAAGGGGCGUCUCCAGUCGGCUUUUCACUGGACGCCGAGAAGUGCUAGAGAGACUUGGAGAAGUCUUCCACAGCCGGCCUGCUGGAUCAGGCCCACGUCGAGAGUUCUUGAUGUAUGGAAUGGGCGGUGUUGGCAAGACGCAGAUCGCCCUCAAGUUUGGUGAGACCCAUGCAGACAACUUCAAACACAUGUUCUGGGUCGAUGCAACAGACUCUAUCACUCUGGACCAAAGUUUUGCAUCUAUCGGUUUGGAGGUCAUGGGACCUCAGGCGGGGUCAGGAGGUCGAGGAACGACGAAACAAGUCCUCAAUUGGCUCAGCAAGUCAAAAGAUGAAUGGUUCAUCGUCUUUGACAGCUGCGACGACCUGUCAGUCCUUGACGACUAUGUCCCGAACGCCGACCGGGGCAAUAUUCUCUACACGAGUAGGGACAAUAGUCUCCGGCAACGCCUACCCAGAGGCGCAGAGAUGGAGAUCAGCGAGCUUAAGGAGGACGAAGCCAUCACGUUGUUCCUAAAAGCCGCAAGGCAGCCGCCCGAAGCCAGGGAGAACAGGAAACUGGCAAAGCCUAUUGUGACGGAGCUCGGCUGCUUACCACUCGCAAUCGACCAGGCCGGCUCGUACUGCUUCAUGACCAAUACGGCAUUGGACAAGUACGAGGUCAUGUUCAGGGAACAGAAACGCGAGAUUCUGCGAGAAACCCGUUUUGAGGGUGCAAAUUCCCGAAACAGCACGGUGUAUGCAUCUUUCGAUGUUUCUUACAAUGCCAUCAGGGCCCUGGCACGGGGCCAGAAGCACUCGUUGCUGGGGCGGGAUGCAUCCAGUGCAAUCCGCAUAUUGAACUUGAUCUGCUUUUACCACUAUCAAGGAAUCAUGGGCGAGAUCUUUCAACGGGCCGCCGUGGCGAGACACCGGAGGAACAGGGGGCGACGAACCUGGGCGAUACCGUUAGGAUCGGGAGAGGUGAGCAUCGAGCCCCUUGUACAGGUCAAGGACAAUGGGAAAUGGGACAACAGCCGGUGGAAAGCGGGAAUGCAGCUCCUUGAACGGUUGUCUUUGGUGAAGAAAGACGAUAUGGGCAAUUUCACUAUGCACGUCCUGGCCCAUGGUUGGGCCAGAGAUCGCAUGGACAAAACCGACGCCCGUCAACAGGCUCUAGACGCACGCACCCUUCUCUAUGACUCUUUGCCAAGCAGCAAAUAUCCCGACGAUCUCAUCUACAACCGAAAAGUGAUGCCUCACCUCAUGGCUUGUCAAGAGAUCGAAGAGAGAAACCCACGCGAUGACAUCGAGAGCUUUUUCAACUACAAGGCAGCAACACCGCUAAUACAGGCGGGUCAAUUCAACGAGGCAGAGGUGGUGUUGAAGAGAGCUCUGGCGUUGAAUGCAGACGAGAUGGACGGCGACGGCUAUCCCAGCAACUCUGUUCAGACCAUGGAGUUCCUGGCCGAGUUGUACGAGGAACAGGCACGUUUCGGAGAAGCAGAACCACUGCGCCUUCAGGUACUGGAGAGGACACAGGCGCAGUACAGUGACCUUGCAGAGAGCACCAUAGAGGCCAAAAAGGCGCUAGCAGAGCUGUAUCAACUUCUCGACCCAGACAAAGCCGAGGCGUACUAUGAACAGGUGGUCGACGCACUGGAGCAGAAGUACGCACAUAACCUGGGCCAUAUAGAUGUGGUGCGGGCUAGAAAACGGCUCGCCUACUGGAAAGCCAGCGAAGCAGGGGAGGAGAUCCCUCUGCAGGAGUGGGAGGAACUUUACCAUAUGGCCGUCGAAGAAUAUGGCGCCUACAGCCGAUUAGCGAUGGGGUACAAAGGCAAUAUCGCGAGAAGCCUCAUGAACGACGGUAGGUUUGCCGAAGCCGAAGAUCUGCUCGUGGAGCUGUACAAGUACAACCGCAAUUCCUACGGGCAGGACCACCCCGAAACCGCCCAAUCGAUGUGCGAUAGCGCCGAGAUACUGGUAUAUCAAGGAUUGUACGUGUUAGCUGAAUGGUUUGCCGGUGUGGCAUUCAUCAUAUUCAAGCGGGUUCUCGGUGAGACGCAUCCCAAGGCGGUGAGAGCACUCAGUCUCUCAGGAAUGGCGAUAGCCGGUGCGGGCCACUACGAGGAGGCUGCGCGCAGGUUACGACAGUGCCUCGAGCUGGCGCGAAACAGUGCCUGUCCACUCGAGAAGAAGAUCAAGGAAUACGAGGAACACCUCCAACAAGCGGAGGAACAGGAGCAGGAAACGGCGGUGAUGCAGUCUCAAUUCCGGUGGAACGUCUUGCUCACCAGGAAGAAAAGGGGGGCCCAAUUUGACGAUAUUCUCGAAACAUUCAGAGAAAGAUGGGGGUUCAGUUCUGUUGAAGAGAACGAUUUUCUCGGCAGACUUCCGAUGGAUCACGACAUGGAAGCACUUUUUGACGGCAGCCUCCCGAUGGAUCACGACACGGAAGUAAUUCUUGACGGCAGUGCGAAUGAGCUUCCACGUGAAGUACUUGACGCAUAG